ACUCUCUGCUCCGCAAAUGGAGCAAGAGGAAGACCUCUUCCAAGUCUCCAUCUCCACCACCGCCGCCUCCACCGCUCCACCACCGCGCCGGCGGCCCAUAUGCGACAACUGCUCAAGGCCCAACCCAGUUUGCAUCUGCCACACCCUCCCGGCCCAGCCCAUUCCAACCACAACCCAAAUCAUAAUCCUCCACCACCCACACGAGGCCCAACACAAGCUCUCCACCACUCCCGUCCUCACCAAGUGCCUAGCCAACACCACAGCCCUCGUCGGCCGCCGUCUCCGUCGAGGCAACUCGCCUCUCCUCGACCAGUUGCCGCCCGCCAUCUACCUCUUCCCGUCGACCCACACGUCGCCCGCCGUCAACUUAUCCCGCCUGAGGGACGCGGACUCGCCCGCGUCCAAUCACACCCCUUCGGUCCUGAUCGUCUUCGAUGCGACAUGGAAGCACGCGAAGGAGAUGGUGAGCGCUAGCGAGGAUUAUUUGGGGAAAUUUGCGAAAAGGGUUUGCUUGGAUUUCGAUGAGAAUGAGAUUGGUGGGAGUAUCUAUGAUUCUGAUCUGAUUCUGAGGAAGGAGCCGUUUGGUGGGUGUGUGAGUACCAUGGAGGCCGUGGCUAGAACUCUCAGGGUUCUUGAGCCCAAUGGGCCGGAGAUUGAGGCCCGGCUGAUUGAGGUUUUGAGGGAAAUGGUGAGAUUGCAGGCUAGUUUUCUCAAGCCCAUGAAGCCCAGGCCCAAGUUGUUGAAGAAACCAAAAAAGAAGAUGGCGGAGGAGGUCGAGUGUGGAAGUUCCUAACUGGCAAGUCAUUGAUUUUUACAAGACAAUUUGAUGGUUAAUUUUUUGCAUUGUUGAAUUAUUACAGCUUAAAAUAUAUUUUGGCCCUUUGUUAUGCGUAUGACUUUUU
Messenger RNA from Humulus lupulus (European hop), 902 nucleotides. Its product is annotated as tRNA-uridine aminocarboxypropyltransferase A. Lineage: Eukaryota; Viridiplantae; Streptophyta; Magnoliopsida; Rosales; Cannabaceae. The record is from RefSeq and is a predicted model, not a curated record. Bases 17 to 793 code for a protein of 258 amino acids. The transcript has a single exon.